Molecule: messenger RNA, 696 nt
Organism: Drosophila serrata
Lineage: Eukaryota; Metazoa; Arthropoda; Insecta; Diptera; Drosophilidae
Gene: mRpL17
Product: mitochondrial ribosomal protein L17
Biological process (GO): translation
Cellular component (GO): ribosome; mitochondrial large ribosomal subunit
Molecular function (GO): structural constituent of ribosome
Source: RefSeq, a predicted model, not a curated record
GCUGGCAAACAGCUGUUCGCCGGCUCAUUACGUGAUUUCUUGUUUUGUAAAAAUUACAAAAGUUCAGUGAAAAUGAAUCAAGCGGAUGUAACCAAGCUGAUGUCGCAGCUGCGUAUCGCAGUUAGGCCGAAUAAACGUAACUUAAGGAACCCGGACGGUCCGGAAGGGCGACUGCUGAAGCUGCGCAAGACCGUCACGGCGUUGGUGAAACACGAGCGCAUUGAACUCUUCUACAAUCGAGCGGAUGAGGCUCGUGGAUACGCAGAGCUGCUCAUCUCGAAUGCCAUACGGUACGGGGACCGACACAAAGCCACCAUGGAACUGGCUGAUUAUUGGCUGCUGGAGAAACAGCUUGUGCACAAGCUCUUCAAAGUACUAGUGCCGCGCUAUGAAAACCACAAUUUGUCCUACACUCGCAUGUACAAGGCCCCCAGAGAUUAUCCUGGCAUUUACUACAGACAGUCAGUGCUAGAGCUCAGGGGCAAUCCAUACCCCACGCUCGCGACGGAUCACUCACAGAAUAGGAAUCUGCUGCACAAUGUACUCCUCGACGAGGCAAGAAAAGAGUUCAGGCGUAACAAACUGGCCGAUUUGGUCAACAGCAGUCAAUAGUCUGCGCUCGUCGCCUUAAAUACAUUUAAGACUUAAAACCCGUUUGAUUAUAAAUGUUUGUAUAGACCAAAAUCGAAUGGCCAA